Rhineura floridana is the source of this 3676-nucleotide messenger RNA. It is a transcript of the gene MAPK8IP1, whose product is annotated as mitogen-activated protein kinase 8 interacting protein 1. Lineage: Eukaryota; Metazoa; Chordata; Lepidosauria; Squamata; Rhineuridae. The record is from RefSeq and is a predicted model, not a curated record. Gene Ontology annotation, biological process: regulation of JNK cascade. The coding region runs from base 496 to 2598 and encodes 700 amino acids. The transcript is spliced from 12 exons. Gene Ontology annotation, cellular component: cytoplasm. Gene Ontology annotation, molecular function: protein binding.
CGCUUCCCCACCCUGGAAACCCCACCCUACUGGCCUUCUACCCGCCUUGACGCCUCUUCUCUGCCUCAGGCGGCUUUUGCUUCGUCCCUUUGCAGGCCACUUGGCGGGCUUUCUCUGGUGGGGGCGUCCGAGCGGCCUGCUUCACCUGCUGCUGUUGCAGUUGCAGCAGUUCCCCUGGCAAGAGAAGGGAAAGCAUUGGCUGGCUGGGCUGCUGCAUCCAGUCGGGGGUGGGGACGACAUCUGUCUUGCAGCUGCCGCCGCUGAGGUGGAGUCCUGCUAAGGCUUUGAGCAGCGCCUGUUCCCGCUCGCACCUCUACCCUCCGACCCCCGACUUCCCGCUCACUCUUCUUCAUCCCCAUCGCAUCCACCUGCCGUCCUGUCCGGUAAAUAAUCGCUGCCUGGUUGCCCUGCUGAAUCCUCCCUUCGCCUUGCUCGCCCGCCUGCCUCACAGCAGCAUCCCCUCCCCCUUCCUUCCCGCCUGCAUGGAGAGGGAGAAUGGCGGAGAGAGAGAAAGGAGCCACGUCCCCGACCGGAUCCUCGCCGUUCUUGGGGCUGCACAUCGCCUCGCCCCCCAAUUUCAGGCUCACCCAUGACAUCAGCCUUGAAGAGUUUGAGGAUGAAGAUCUCUCUGAAAUCACUGAUGAGUGUGGAAUCAGCCUACACUGUAAAGACAAUUUAGCUUCACGGAGCCACGUGAAUCUGCAGACCAGCAGUGUUCUGGGAGUGGGUGGUGGGGAGGUGAGCCGGCUCCAGGCAGAGAUACUUCAGCUAGACCUGAUUGACGCUGCUGGGGAGACCCCUGGUGAAGAAGAGAUGGCGCCUGAGCCAAUCAAGAAAGAGCCCCCACCAGUAACCAUGGAUACCUACAGACCCAAGCGGCCCACAACGCUCAAUCUCUUUCCACAGGUGCCUCGGACACAGGACACUCUGAAUAACAACUCUCUGGGGAAAAAACACAGUUGGCAGGAGCGAGUGUCCCGGUCAUCAUCCCCUCUGAAAACUGGUGAGCAGACCCCUCCCCAUGACCACGUUUGCCUGAGUGAUGAGGUCACUCACCAAAACAGCACAACCUCCACCAAAGAUCGGGGCACAUCUACAGAGAGCCCGUGCCGGCGUACAGCUGCCACCCAGAUUGCACCAGUCUGUGUUGCCUCCUCCCGGGCACUUGAGAAGCAGCAGGCUGCCAACCAUCCCCAACCACAGAACCCCACCGUUGUAGUGGUGACAAGGGGGCCAGAAGCUUAUCGGGACCGCAUUCGCUACCAGACAGAUGUGAGACUGGAGGCUACUGAGGAGAUUUACCUAACACCAGUACAAAAGAAUUCUGACCCGCUAGAGUCUGAGAAGCCAUUCAUGUCACAGUCUAGUGAUAACCGGAUGUCCAUCAGCUCUGACAUAGACACUUCCAGCUACCUGCAACUGACAGGAAAACCCAACACCUCAAUCAGUGAGGAGGAUGAAGUGCUAGACUACCUGUCCUCACCUGACAAAAUUAACUCAUCAAGGACUGUAUAUGGCAGUAGCAAUGGUAGCUACCGACCUUGUCAUAACCGCCAGAGGGCAUCAGUGAGCUCCGACACCAGUGCCCUCUCCUAUGAUUCAGUCAAAUACACUCUAGUGGUAGAUGAGGAUGUGCAGCUAGAACUCGUUAGCCUGAAACAGUGUUACUCAGGUUACAGUGAUGAGAGUGAUUCGGCCACUGUCUAUGACAACUGUGUCUCCUCACCUUAUGAAUCAGCCAUCGGGGAGGAGUAUGAGGAGGAUGCCCUGAAACGUGACUCUGUCUGUCUCUCUGAGGACUCCACCCCUGAGGCCGACAUCCAUUUCUCCAAGAAGUUCCUCAAUGUCUUCAUGAGUGGCCGGUCGCGCUCUUCCAGUGCUGAAUCAUUCGGUCUUUUCUCUUGUAUUAUCAAUGGGGAGGAGCAAGAGCAGACUCACCGAGCUGUCUUCAGGUUUGUGCCUCGUCAUGAAGAUGAACUAGAACUGGAGGUAGAUGAUCCUCUGUUGGUGGAGGUUCAGGCAGAAGAUUAUUGGUAUGAGGCUUAUAAUAUGCGGACAGGUGAUCGGGGCAUCUUCCCUGCUUACUACGCUAUUGAGGUCACCAAGGAUCCUGAUCAUAUGACAGAUUCAAGCAAGGCUAGUGAUUGGGUGGAUCAGUUCCGAGUGAAGUUCCUUGGGUCGGUCCAGGUCCCAUAUCACAAAGGCAAUGAUGUGCUAUGUGCAGCUAUGCAGAAGAUUGCCACUACUCGCCGCCUCACCGUGCACUUUAACCCGCCCUCCAGCUGUGUCCUGGAGAUCAGCAUGAGAGGAGUCAAGAUUGCUGUAAAAAGUGAUGACUCCAAGGAUCCUAGCAAGGGGAACAAAUGUAGCCACUUUUUCCAGUUGAAGAACAUUUCAUUCUGUGGAUACCACCCAAAGAACAACAAAUAUUUUGGGUUCAUCACCAAGCACCCAGCUGACCACAGAUUUGCGUGCCAUGUUUUUGUCUCAGAAGAGUCCACCAAGCCACUUGCAGAGUCUGUAGGGAGAGCCUUCCAUCAGUUCUACAAGGAAUGUGUGGAAUAUACAUGCCCCACAGAGGACAUCUACCUAGAGUAGGGGCAGGGAUAGCCCCCUCCCUCCUGUACAGACAAGGGCCAUUCCCCCAUUGUGCAUGGACAAGCUGCUUUGAGACUGAAGGAGGAGUGGGUAUGGGGACAGUUUCCCUCAGUGUGCAGAGCCCCACCUCUCUCAGUGCACCUCCUUUCCUUGAGAUGGGGGUAUGGGAUGGGUGGGAUGGGUAAACAAAAAGGGGUUUAUUAUUAAAAGAAAAAAGUUUUUUGUUUAUUUGAAGAAAAGCGCCAUCAGUGGAAAUGGGUGCUGCUGUCGCAGGUGUAAAAGAAGAGUGGGCAUGGGAUCUCCCACUUGCUGUGCACAUGAAUGGGCUGGCUUGGUACUUCAGGGAGAUAGAGGGCUCCAGCACCUUUUGGGCUCCUUCUGUGUGUUGAGGCCUGCUCUAGUUCCAGCUGCCACAUUUAGCCCUUUGUGUUGGGGGGUUAGUAAGGAAGGAGUGCUGCACUUCCACAGUGGAAGACUUGAUAAUAAGCUUGGGAAGAAAGGCAAGUAGUGAACCCAGUUCCUGGCUGGGAGGGGGGCGAGGAAGAGUGCAGGAGAGUGAACAAAGGGAAAGGUGGUGAUGAAUGUUACCAAGACAUAGCAUCCAAGCAUCUUAUCUUGUGACUGCAAAAGAUUCAGGAACUGCUGGAGAAACAUUGGUGCUUGUCCCACCUCUCUCUCUCUCUUUGAAGGAGAAGGAGGGUUUCAAGCAUGGAGAUAGCCAAGGGGGGACCAUGCCCUGUAAUCUGCUGAUGGAAAGAGCUCCGCCAUUCCAACCCUUGUUCUAAAUCUCCUUUUCCACCACCACUGCUCUCCAGCUGCAGGUUCUAAGUUCAUGGAGGGAAUCGAUCCUGCAAGAAACCAAGAGCCAGGGUUCUUGGCAUUAGGGGCUUGAGAGGAGCCCCUGCCAAAAGCACAAAAGUGAUUCAGGAAGGGCUAGGUCCCACUGAGAAGCAAAGCUAGGAGAAUAGCAUGAGAGCUGUGGAAAGGUGUGCCUUUGCCCCCCCCCCAAGGCAGGGGGCUCUGUGCUUCUGCUGGAUCUGCUCUGAUGACAACAAUGAUUAAACGUUGAUGUUUCAAA